AUGAUCUAGUCUUUGAAAAAAAGACCCACUUAGGCUAACCUUUAGCAGCAAAAAAGGGUUAGACCCGUAAGCCCAUAGAGGAAGGAGCCCAAAUAGCUUCCCAAUGCAGGUUCUGGUAAUAUAGGGUUUCUUUCGAGGGUAGGACGGCAGUCAGUAGGCGAAGGGAGGAUCAACAAUCUGA
This is a messenger RNA of Paramecium primaurelia, 181 nucleotides long. Lineage: Eukaryota; Ciliophora; Oligohymenophorea; Peniculida; Parameciidae. The record is from the annotation of a GenBank genome assembly.